AUUAAACUAACAUGUUGCGUUGUUCUCUCCUCAGUUCUGGAGGGCGGGGAGAAGGGAAGUCUUCCUGUUGUGGCGACGGUCUUCGACAAACUGAACCAGGUGUACAAAGACUACCUGGAGGCGGAGCAGACCUACACUGUGGCCAUGGAGUCCGGUCCGAGUCGAGGCAGCGCAGCACCGAAACGACCAGUCAGAACGCAGGCGGUCAUCGACCAAUCAGACAUGUACACACACGUCCUGUCGUCCUUCACAGAGAGGAAGGAAGUCCAUCAGUUUGCCUUUGUCCUGCAGCAGGUUGACAGCUGGAGGCAACUUCACCUGCAGGUACCACAGCAUUACCUGUAUGAGUUGGUGAUAAAGACGCUGGUGCAGCACAACCUCUUCUACAUGCUGCACCAGUUCCUGCAGUAUCACGUCCUCAGCGACUCCAAACCUCUGGCAUGCUUGCUUCUGUCUCUGGAGAGUACGUAUCCUCCGGCCCACCAGCUGUCACUGGACAUGUUGAAGCGUCUUUCCACGGCCAACGAUGAGAUUGUGGAGGUUCUGCUGUCGAAGCAGCAGGUUCUGGGCGCGCUCCGAUUCAUCCGCAGCGUCGGUGGCCAUGACAACGUGUCAUCCAGGAAGUUUCUGGACGCAGCACGGCAGACCGGAGACCAGAUGUUGUUCUACACCGUGUUCAGGUCGUUCCAGCAGAGAAACCAGCGGCUGAGAGGGAGUCCCAGCUUCAACCCCGGAGAGCACUGUGAGGAGCAUGUGGUUCACUUCAAACAGCUGUUUGGGGAUCAGGCUCUGAUGAAACCCUCCACUGUGUGAAACCUCGAGGACCAAAGCUCACAGACUGUAAAUUUACCCGGUUCAGAGAAGACCCGAUGGGGUGACAAAUCGACAUGGAGAACAGAUCAUCAUGGGUUACAUGCACGCUUGUUUAUCAUUUCUGUUUUCCUGUUCAUGUUUGCACAUAGAAACAUCAUAUCCUGGUUAUACAGUGUCAUCAGAGACCUGGAUCUGAUCCAGUCUGGCUCUGAGGCAUGCAGUGGAUCAUUAGUAAGAAAAACAUACAAUCAAAAGUUAAGUCUGGUUGACUUAUUUAUGUAGAAUACAAGAUUUCUGAAGCUUAUUUUGAGUUGAGAAAUCUGAUUAUGAAGUAUCUGCUAAUAAUAAACACAUAAGUGUACUUGUAAAAAUACAUUUAAUAGUUUCAGUUUUGUAAAAUGGAAAGUAAUUUUUCAUG
Etheostoma cragini (Arkansas darter) is the source of this 1231-nucleotide messenger RNA. RefSeq names its product regulator of MON1-CCZ1 complex-like. The annotation marks the transcript as partial. Gene Ontology annotation, biological process: regulation of autophagy. Gene Ontology annotation, cellular component: lysosomal membrane; late endosome membrane; Mon1-Ccz1 complex. The record is from RefSeq and is a predicted model, not a curated record. The transcript is spliced from 8 exons. NCBI's taxonomy places the organism in Eukaryota, Metazoa, Chordata, Actinopteri, Perciformes, Percidae.